CUGGGGGAGUUUGUUAGAGAACAACUAGGGAGCAGGUUCAUUGAGUGGGACAAUGCUUGCCUGCCCCAUGCUGCCUGGGUGGAGCCCAGAGCAGUAUGCCCCAGGGUGUACAGAGGGCAGGGUAGAGGGAAACAAGUCCAGGAGCCCAAGGAAACACCUGAAGGUGGGGAACACGUAGUCCCCAGUUGCCACUGUGCCUGCAGUUCCUUGAUGCUGAGCCCGAUGCUGAGCCUGUUGGUACUGGCGCUGCCCUUGCUGUCUGGCCUGGUCCACGCAGCCCCUGCCCCAGGCCUGGCCCUGGAGCGAGCAGGCAUCGUGGGGGGCCAGGAGGCCCCUGGCAGCAAGUGGCCCUGGCAGGUGAGCCUGAGGGUCAACGGCAGCUUCUGGAUGCAUAUCUGCGGGGGAUCACUCAUCCACCCCCAGUGGGUGCUGACUGCAGCUCACUGUGUGGGACCACACAUUGUGAGCCCUGAAUUCUUGCGGGUGCAGCUCCGAGAGCAACACCUUUAUUACCAAGACCACCUGCUGCCCAUCAGCCGGAUCAUUACACACCCUGACUACUAUGAGGCCCAGAAUGGUGCAGACAUCGCCCUGCUGGAGCUGGAGGACCCUGUGAACAUCUCUAGCCACAUCCACCCCAUCUCCCUGCCUCCUGCCUCGGAGACCUUCCCCUCUGGGACGCUGUGCUGGGUGACAGGCUGGGGCAAUGUGGGCAAUGGCGAGCUGCUCCCACCGCCCUAUCCCCUACAACAGGUGAAGGUCCCCAUCGUGGAAAAUCACCUUUGUGAUGCCAAAUACCACAUUGGCCUCUCCACGGGGGACCACAUUCACAUUGUUCGAGAGGACAUGCUGUGUGCUGGGAAUAGCCAAAGAGACUCCUGCCAGGGGGACUCCGGAGGGCCGCUAGUCUGCAAGGUGAAGGGCACCUGGCUGCAGGCGGGCGUGGUCAGCUGGGGUGAUGGCUGUGCUCAGCCCAACAGGCCUGGUAUCUACACUCGCGUGACCCACUACCUGGACUGGAUCCACGGCUAUGUCCCCAAGGAACCCUGAGCUGGGUUGACAGGGCUGCCCCUGCAUCAAGGGAGAAGCAGCCCCUCCUGUCACCAGCAUGCUGCCUCUUGCCCAGGUGAACCCCACCCAGUCUUCCCUGUCUUGCCCUGAGCCCCCUUCCCUGUCUGGAGUCCCUUCCUCUGCUACCCCUCCCCUAUUCAGCUAGCUGGUGUUAAUCCUGCUGGCAGCUGUGUCUCAUUAAAAUGCAUGAAAAGCAU
Messenger RNA from Heterocephalus glaber (naked mole-rat), 1268 nucleotides. NCBI's taxonomy places the organism in Eukaryota, Metazoa, Chordata, Mammalia, Rodentia, Bathyergidae. The record is from RefSeq and is a predicted model, not a curated record.